AUGGCUGAUGUCUGGCUUUAUGUUUGGCUUUACUAUAUCAGCGGUGACCACUAUGGUAUUGGGUACCGGAAGAUUAGCGGGCUGUUGCAUGCGUCACCGAACCUGGAGCAUCUGUCUCUUCCCUCCAUUGAGGCGUUUUAUCCCGGCGAGGCGGGAGUGCCUAUCCUGGAGAAGGUGAGGUACCUUGAUCUCGGUGACAGCGCGCCGUCGCCGUAUUUUCUUAAGCGUGUUCUUGAAGCCUGUCCGAAUCUCGAAAGAUUCGAGCUGCAUUGGAUUGUUUCGGAUGGAUACGACGAAGACUCCGAAGAGUGGUCGCCUCUGGAUAGACGACGGGCCUUGCAACGCGUUCAAAGCUCUGUUCGCGAGAUCAUCUUCGAGGCUACCAUUGAGUUCCGGGACGAUGACAAUCUUGAAGAAGGCGUUCCGACGCUGCGCGAUUUUUCGCGCCUGGAGAUCCUCAAAGUCAAUGACAUCGCUCUGCAAGCGCUGUACAAAGUCUGGACGCACCCUAACCGCCACGGAACUGUGGAGCAAUUCGUAUACCAGGUGUUUCCGUCUACGAUUAAGGAGCUUACUCCCUGGGGUCCCGAUGCCUCUUGGAUCGAGGCCGUUCGCCCUCUCUCUCGAGAGGCUGUUGGCGAGCAGUAUCCCCUCCAUCCAAGCACUGCAGCCGCCAGAACAUCCCCAACACACUCGCUACAACCAUGGCUUCGGACCUGGGAUCUGUGCAUGGCGGUAGAAGAAGAUGCCUUCACUAUGCAACAACCUCGUUGA
Messenger RNA from Aspergillus fumigatus Af293, 774 nucleotides. RefSeq lists its product as uncharacterized. The transcript has 2 exons. The coding region runs from base 1 to 774 and encodes 257 amino acids. The record is from RefSeq and is a predicted model, not a curated record. NCBI's taxonomy places the organism in Eukaryota, Fungi, Ascomycota, Eurotiomycetes, Eurotiales, Aspergillaceae.